Messenger RNA from Tyto alba (common barn owl), 4279 nucleotides. It is a transcript of the gene CLDN12, whose product is annotated as claudin 12. Gene Ontology annotation, cellular component: plasma membrane. The record is from RefSeq and is a predicted model, not a curated record. Bases 283 to 1020 code for a protein of 245 amino acids. The transcript is spliced from 4 exons. NCBI's taxonomy places the organism in Eukaryota, Metazoa, Chordata, Aves, Strigiformes, Tytonidae.
GGCGCCCCGCCGCUGCCGCGGCCUCCCGGGAGCCGGGGAGGAGAGAGGCGGCUCCGGCGGGCGGAGGCCGGGCGGCGCGGCGGCGAUGGUGCCUUCUCCGUGUGCCCCCGCGCCCUGACGGGAAGCUGGUGGCCACAGGUUUUCAUCAUUGAAUGGGAGGGACUCCUGGGCUGGGCACAGCUCCCUUUAUGACAGAUCCAGUAGCACCUUUUUUCCUGCUUCUAAAAGUUGCUAAGGUUUGUCUUAAUUUCGACACACUGCGGGAAACGACUGUGGGUCAGCAUGGGCUGUCGGGAUGUUCAUGCAGCAACGGUACUGGCCUUCCUCAGUGGAACAGCCUCAGUAGCUGGACUCCUUGCAGCAGUUUUGCUUCCAAACUGGAGGCAAAUGAGACUGUACACAUUCAACAAGAAUGAGAGGAAUGUGACUGUUUAUACUGGACUCUGGAUCAAGUGUGCUCGCUUUGAUGGGAGCAGAGACUGUGUGAUCUAUGACCCACAGUGGUACACUGCUGUUGAUCAACUGGAUUUGCGUGUUCUUCAGUUUGCCCUUCCACUGAGUAUGUUUACUGCUGUCUCAGCUCUGUUUCUCUGCUUGAUUGGCAUGUGUAACACAGCCUUUGUAUCCACUGUGCCAAACGUCAAAUUGGCCAAAUGCCUUGUAAACAGUGCAGGCUGCCAUCUCGUGGCUGGCCUCUUGUUCCUGCUUGCGUGUGCUAUUUGUCUCACUCCAUCUAUCUGGGUCAUUUUUUAUAACAAUUAUCUGAACAGAAAAUAUGAGCCUGUCUUUAGCUUUGACAUCUCUGUAUUUAUUGCCAUUGCCAGUGCUGGCGGUCUGUUUUUCACUUCUGUUCUGCUGUUUCUGUGGUACUGCGCGUGUAAAAGCCUCCCUUCUCCUUUCUGGCAACCCCUCUAUUCCCAUGCCCCUAGCAUGCACAGCUAUGCUUCUCAGCCGUAUUCUGCACGCUCUCGCCUCUCUGCCAUAGAAAUUGAUAUUCCUGUUGUGACACAUGCAUCUUAAGAAGACAGAAUUGUGGAAGCCCAGUUCAAACCGUGAAAAUUGCAGGCUUGAUUCUCUCUGCUGCCUUGCACUGAGCAUAAUCAUUUGUAAGGUCAAGUUUCCAAGGUGCAAAGUAAUGGAGACCCGAGUUCAGCAAGUCCACUGCUAUUCUUGUGUGUUACUUUCUGACCAACAUUUUUUUUUAACUCUGAGCCCACUGCAGACAAAAUUGCUGCUAAUGCUGGGACAGUACACUGACAAUAGUAUCCGUUCAUCCUUCAGUUUACUGAGAUAAAAGCAGGUUUGAACCUCUUUGAUAUUUGAUAAGCUAUUAUUAGAUUCUGAUCCCAUUGUAAAAGCUACAUAGGUGGACCCUUGCACCCAUGCAUUAUCCAAAUUCAGACAGUGGAACUGGGUGCAGGGGCUUCACUGAGUUUCUUGUUCAUCUAGACACACGUACUUCAAGAUGUGAUGUCUGAAAAGGGUAUUUGGCAGACUAAUUCGGUUGUGCAGCACUGUUCUUUGCUUUCCACUGCGCGCACAGAAAGCUACCCAUUUAAGAACUUCUAGAAUAGAAUUAGUGCCAAAUUACCCUUUCUUUUCAAAGUACCUAUCAGAAGAAACAAAGCUGAUGGAACUAAUAAUGUUCUUCUGUACUGUAAUAGCAUUUUGUGAAUUACUGGAGGCUAGGAAGUUUUGUGAAUUUUAUUUCUAGUCUUUUUUUUAAUGUUAGCAAAUUUACUAGAUCUAUUUUGUGAUUAAAACAGAAACCACUUGUAUUUUUAAAUUCUGUUUAGAAACUUGAAUAUAUUAUUUGAAGGCCAUCUUAAAGAUGGAUUUUCAAGUAGGCUUUAAAGUGUUAUUCAGUUCCGGAGAGAAAUGUCACUCACUGGAAAAUGGAUUAGGAAAAUGACGAAGAAUUCUGAAGGCUGUGAAAAAGUCUUUUGGAACACUGUACACAAGCUGUAACAACAUCUCUUUAGGAAGGGGUUUAUAACCCUGGGGAGAGAUUUUUAAAUCUAGAUGGAUUUUGUUGUUUUGCUUUGUUUUUUUUAGUGUAUAUACAAGUAACAGUGAGCUUGUGUAUUUUUCAGAGUCGAUCUUUAUGGUUGUUGGACUCUUCAUGCUGUAGCUUAUUUAAUUACUGAUUGAGACUUAACCUUUUCGGCCUUGUUCUUCAACACCUUUCAAGUUGAGCUAUUUUAAAAUCCAGUUAUUUCUUACGCUGUCACCUCACAGCUGGAAACAGUUUCCUAAUCCGGUUUUCUGAAAGAUGAGGUUUUGUAUAACUUGUGAGCUUCACCUUGUAGCUCUACAAGGAUGAGGAGGGAUUAUAAAUUCUCAACCUGGGAUGUCUUUAAUUUUUUUUUUUUUUUCUUUCUAAAAUGCAGAGCAGGUCAGCCCUAAGGAUCAAAGCUUUUCAACAUGGGCUUUGCAAUUACUUGGAAAUUUGAUGGCAGUGAGUUGAAGUGUUAUAAUUAAGGCAAGUUUUGCUCAGAUUUGCUCAGAUUUUGACAAACUGAGAUCUUGUGUUUAAGACAUCAUUCCAGUAAGGAAAGUUACUUCAUUUGGUGGCAUUCUGGAGCUUACUGGAUAUUUGUAUUUCAUUAAUCUCAGAACAAAUUUCCUUUGCUGAAAAGUCAAAUAGAGUUCUUUAAUUCCAGUUUUGCAAACUCAUCUGAGGUCCUGGAAGGCAGUUAAUUCCCUUUUCCACGUAUUAGAAAUAGGAACAAAUGCUGUGCUGGGCAAAUCUUCUUCUGUUAUCAUCUGUGAUAGAGUUUUACCUGGUAGACCUUGGACUUCAGUGGACUGAGUGAGGAAGUUGAUCUCUGUCAUAAAUUCCCAGCACAGUCAGUAAAGUGACAGGCCUUUCAGGCAGAAUGCUUGAUUAAAUUGCAGUCUAAGGAAUUAACGCUGUAGAUGAUAAAGAAUAGUUAAGGAGGUAGGCCUCUGAAGUUACAUGAAUUGAGUGCCCUGUUAGGUUUACAAGAUAAGAUGUUAUAUGAAGUAUCUUUUUUUUUUAAUUUAUUUUAUUUUAUGUUAUUUUAACCAGAUCAUGACUUGUAUGGGAUUAGAACAUGUAUAAUGACAUGGAAGCCAGCUCUUUUUUUUUCUUCAAAAUUGAACUUUGCUUUACAGUUACUGUGGUUGUCAGACCUUAGAUACUGUUACUGUUUCAGCUGCCCAUAUCCUUAGAUGCUUUGUCAGGCCAAAGCAAAGGGACCACUGGUUUGUGAUUUCACAUCAGCUUGUUUCCCCAUCACUCCAGUGUCUUUUCUUGAUUGUGCCUUGCUUAAGUUAUGAGUUGGCCAGUAAAUGUUAGUUUACAGUCAGUGUCUGGUAUGCUUUUUGAGCCUGAAUUUACAAAGCAUUUUGAUCAUUUUGAAGGGAUGAUGAAUACAUCUCUCAGUGACUUUAAAAGGAGCUGAAUCAUCAGCAUUCUCCAGAGCAAGGAAGGCAGACGGGUAAACUGAUGUUUUCUACAAGAGAGAAAAUGCAGCCAGUGUUUUGUUCUGUACACUUUAAAUAGUAGAUGUGUCUGACAGCUCUUUUGUAUUCUGACUUUGAUUUUUAUGCACUAAACUUCGAAUCAGUAUUUGCUGCUGCCUAAGCUGAUAACUUGUUGCUUUGAAAAUUGUGUCUUUCCAGAAGUUUGAGAUGGAUCUGAGUUACGAAAAGUGGAGAUCCAAAAGUUACUGGAUUCUGGCGUAGGUUUCAGUUAAGGUCAUCUUUAUCGAAAAGACUGUUGUAUCCUGUUGUAUCACUGAGGCACGGCUGUGUUUCUUUCAACAGUGCUGUUAAUGUGAUUUUCUGCUGGAUCCUAAGUGAAAUUAACUGCAAGUGCUGUGCUGUAUUUCUCCUUCCUUACAGAAAGAGGUGGCCAACCUGUGACACUUGAGCCGAGUGCUACUCCAGCAUUUCUUUUGCUAAGGUUACUGUCGUGCCCAGCAGCAGGGCUGGGGAGUGACGGGCCCCCCUGGAUUUGGGGAGAAGAUCUCAUGUAUCCCGCGUGUAUCUCUGCUGGGGAACAGCGGCUGUGGAGUGGUUAGCACCCCUGCUUCUGACCAGCUUUGUUGUGUACGGGACAGGCACUCUGGGCCUUGAACACAAAAGUUUUGAUUUGUGGCUCAUGCAGUCAAAGGUUGGGCGCUCUGGGAUUACAGAAAUCUGUAUUUUUUUCAAGUAAUUCCUGUCCAACUUCUUAAAUUGUGUUUAAUUAGUGUUGGUUCUUUUUAUGUGAAACAGAAGAUACGUAUUUUUAAUAAAAUGUUCUCAUACA